Messenger RNA from Xyrichtys novacula (pearly razorfish), 7212 nucleotides. NCBI's taxonomy places the organism in Eukaryota, Metazoa, Chordata, Actinopteri, Labriformes, Labridae. The record is from the annotation of a GenBank genome assembly.
AUGACGAUGUUAAGCCCCAAAAGCUUGGUGUUCACCCUGUGCAGUAAGUUGUUUUUUUUUCCUUUAAUGUAAAAUCUUAAAGAAAGUGAAUGUGAUUGAAAAUUAAAACAUGUUGACCUGUUUUCAUUGGUUUUGACUUUUAUUCACAGUUUCUCUGAGUUGGGUCACCAGAGCAGCAAAGCUGGUCAUUGUGUCUGGAUAUGAGGGACAGGCAGUAAAUAUUUCUUGCUCCUACGAUUCAGGUUAUGAAUCUUUUGAGAAGUACCUGUGCAGGAGCGACUGUGGUGACAGUGAUGUUCUUGUUACAACGACACAGGCGAGGAAAAACAGAUACUCUAUCUCUGAUGACAAACGGAAACGAGUUUUCACAACGACCAUCUCUGAUCUGAGACAAACAGAUGUUGGGAAGUACUGGUGCGGUGUGAGCAGGUCUGGGAAGGAUCUUUACACUGAGGUGAAGCUGGAAGUUGGACAAGGUUGGUAAACAAAUGAAUAAAAAGGACAAGAGUAAGAGAGUAGUUCAAGUGUAAGAAAAUAACACAACAUUUAAGAGAUGAGCAACCCAAAAAUAAAAGCACUGAAAAUAACAACCAGAGGAUUUACAAUACAACAUAAGAUAAGAAGUAAAAGUAAAUAAAACAAUAAAAUUAGAUGAGGUUCAUACAGUGAGGCUUGUGGAGUUUAACAGCAGUCGUCCUUAUGAUUAAUACCAUUUAUAGUGAGCACUCAACUAGGACUGAGUCAUGGUGAAUUGACUGAUUCUUUGGUGCCUCAGACUUUUUUUUAUUCUUACAUUUCCUAAUAGUUUCAUUGUGUGUGGCAAGACCAAGUCUCAAUGAGUUAUCAUCUCCUCAAUAUGUUUUUAACAGAAACGUCAAAAAAAUAGUCUGAUUUGACCUCACAGAGCACAGAAGAGGAAAAAUACUAAAUAUAUAAACUUGGGGACAUGAGUUAUUGUGAAGUUCCUGAUAUUCUUUCCUCAAGAAAGAGACGUUUUUUUAAAGGAUUUAAAUUGAUUAACCUAGAUGCCAUAAAUAGGUGCCCGUUCCCUUGCAGUUCUCUUGUCUACAAACCUUUUAAAUUGUACAUCUGGAUCUUGAGGCUGCAUAUCUCUAAAAAAACUGAGGUUUAGGACCUGAUUGGGGAAAACCAGCUUUAGUCCUGCUGCACACAUGGUGCAAUAAUCUUCUGCUGACGGCUGGACUGCGCAAUAUGAUGACUGUUUUCAAAGAGCUACCGGGGAAAAAACUGCCAUAGUUUUAAAAUGUGAAAAAAUUACAAGGGACACAAGUACAAGUAAAUGUUCAUAAAUGUAUUAUCAACAUUUUUAACUGUGUGUUUUGCUUUUUUAAUAUUUUCUUUUGUUUAACUUGUAUUGCUGCACCCCUGGGAAACAGGCCUCAGAGUAGUUUGUUUUUCUCAGUGGGUGUAUCCUGCUGAGAGAAAAAGAUGAUAUAUGUAAUCUUUUAAACAGCUUAUGAUAGAUAUCUUUUUUAACUUUUUGUAUUGUAAACUUAUAAACACCUUUCAAAUCAUAGUGAUUCUCCCAACCUGAAAAUAACUUUUGCAUGGAGCAUAGAAGUGGCUUUGGUUUUGCUCUGAACAUGAUUUACUUUAUCUUGUUGGAAAGUAUGUCUUCAAAUUUCAUUACAUGGGAUUUAAGAAAUAGUGGGUUAGUUUGAGCACAACAAUAGUCUUACUGAUUAUGAGUAUGGUUAAUUUUUGCUGAACAAUUAGCAAAUUUAGCAGAACAACAACGUAAAUGUAUAAUUGUUUAAUAAACAGAUCCCUAUAGUUUAACACAGUGAGACACAUGGAACAAUAAAAGAGCAAUAUAGUAUAUGUAAGGCCCUAUAAUUUCAUAUAUAUUAUGAUUUAAACAGGGAUGCUAUGGAUUUAGAGAUUUUCCUUAGAUUUUUCAUAGUCAGUAUAUUGUUUCCAUGUGAAUGUAUAAUCAAUCACAACUCCAAGGUUUAGUCUUCAAAAGUCUUUCAGACACAGUCUCCCUACAAAUUUCCUUGUGAUUCCCUAAAAAUCAGAAAUUUAGUUUUCUUAAUGUGAAGAGACAAUUUGUUAACACCAAACCAAGUUUUAAAUGUUCAACGCCAGACAAACACAAACAAAAUUCAUUUGUCUAAUGCAGGGGUGGACAACCAUGUGCCAUGGAGAGCCGAGAGGCUGCAGGUUUUCUUUCAAAGCCAAAACUCCACCAGGUGAUUUCACUGAUUACCUUACCUCCAAGCAGAGAGCAGGGACUAAUCAGUGAAAUCACCUGGUGGAGUUUUGGGUUGGAAAGAAGACCUGCAGCCUCUCGGCUCUCUAUGGCACAUGGUUGUCCACCCCUGGUCUAAUGCAACACAUAUAAAAAUUUAUAACACAACAAAUGUCAUUGGUAUAAAGUAAAAAGAGAUCUUUGGGUGACUCCACAUGGAAUCUUUCUGAACUCUGGUAGUGUGUCCUCAGUUUGUAAACACUCCUGUCUGUUUUUGAAGCAACAUUCCACACAGAAAAGUUGCACAGUUUACUUUACCCUAUACUUCUCUCUUUUUUUAUAUAACCGUCUGUGCCUCUGCUUUCUGCAAGUUAGUGUACAAACCAAUGAAACACUCAGUCUUUCCAUUUGCAUUUGUUAUUUCCUCCUUCAUUUGCAUUCCUGCAUAAGUAGUGGUCCAGCACUGCUGAUGUUAACAAGUUCAACAAUUUUCUGUUAGACAGUUGCUGUGAUGGAUCGACCAAACUUCAAAGUUAUGAGGAAAGUUCAGUGUCCUUCAGAUGUCCAUAUGAGCCCAAGGACCAGAACAAUCUGAAGUACCUGUGCAGAGGGAAGCAGCCCUCCACCUGUCUGCAGCAGGCACUGAUCACAUCUGACCACCAACAAAAAGGACGAUUCAAUCUUUCUGAUAACAAACAGUCCAGGGAAUUCACAGUGACCAUUGCCAGUUUGACCCUAAAUGACUCUGGGUCAUACCUCUGUGGUGUCCAAAGAAACCCCAGACUGGAUGUUUUCACAGCUGUUGAUUUGGAGGUCAAAGGUCAGAGGUCUUGUCUAUUCCUUUUAUAUCAUAUUUAAAUCAGCAUUAUGCAUAUAAUAAAAAAGGUUUAUUCUUUUAGAAAUGCUUCAAAACAUAUGUUACAAGGAAGCUAUUUCUUUAAUCAGGGUAUUUAAAAUGUUCCUCUAUUCAACAGAGUGGUGCUGUGUGGAGUCCAGUGAACUGAGAGGCACUGUGGGAGGUCAAGUUACCAUGCAGUGUCCCUAUCCACCACAGCACAAGAACAACAGGAAGUUCAUCUGCAAAGGAGACCACCGUACAAGCUGUGCAGACAUGAUGAGUCAGAGCAGGUUCUCUCUGCAAGAAAAUGUUUCUCUGAGCUCUUUCUCAGUGAGGAUCACAGAGCUGAAAGCAGAGGAUGCUGGGACAUACUGGUGUGGGUCAACUCCCCAGUGGAGGGUGGGAAACUACACCAAGAUUCACCUGUCAGUGGGUAAGAUCAUGACGAGAGCAACAGAGUCCAGAUACACAAUCUUUUCUAUUGUAUUUUUUUAAAGAAGAGUGCUAAAACUAAUGAUUCAUUAUAAGAAUAUUUUUCCCGACAGACUCUGCACAUCAGACCUCUACUGUAGUCCCUGACAAAAAUGUCACAGGCAUGUGUUUGCACACACUGCUAAAACAUUUACUGACCACUUGUGAAAACAGAACACCAAAUUUGCUUAAUGUGUUUUUGGUUUUCAGGAUCGUGCUUCAGGUUUGAGUGUGAUUUGAAGAGUGAAAUUGGGAAGUUGUUAUAAGUACUCUUUCACCUUUUUUUUCAAGAUGCAUCACAUUUCCUCUCUGUGGGCGUCAUCGUGCCCACUGUGUGUGGCGUGCUGCUGCUCAUGCUGACAUUUUUGGUUGUAAUGUGGGUCAAUGACGUAUAAGGUUUUUCAACAUGCCAAUUUUAAAAUACCAAAAAUAAGAAUAUCUUUUGCAACAAUUCAAACACUAAGGAUGUUAUGUAUACAAAAACUAAAGUUUAAUUUUUAAAUUAGGCAAUUUUAGUGUUUUUUUAUAUAGAUGAAUUGCCUGUGGCCUUAAAAAAUGUCAUGUGGUGCGACCAUCAUUUAUCUCAAAAUUAUUACAUUUUUUCAACAUACUCCAUAGUUUUUUACAAAUUUUCGGUAAUAUCAAGUACAUAGGAACAAAGCGUUUGCAUUUUAUUUGAGUUUUUUUAAAUAAUUAUCUCAUAUAUUAGCUCUAUAAUGUCACAGACGCUAUAUCAAAUGUAGUUCACUGACCAUUUUUUUCUUUAAAUUGCAUAAUACUGAUAAAAAUGUUUUGAAACUACCUUUCAUGUAAGCAUAUUGUAUCAGGUUUUAAUGUCUCAGUUACAGAAAUGAGAUAUUUUAGUUUGUAUUUGAUAUAAUUAAUGUUAUUAUUGGUCGCACCACAUGAUUGGUGGUCGCGCCAAAUGACCUGAAGACCUUGUAUCAUUAAAAAUCAAUUUAAAGAGACCUAUGAACAGUUAAUUUCAUGCAAAUUUUAUAUUAAAACCAAAUUUUAUUAACAUUUCAAACAUGAACACGAACAUUUUAUUUCCCUUUUUUACAAAAAUUUAACUCUGUGUGUGUUUGUGUAUGUGGUCCAGAGACCUGCACUUUGAAGCUGGAUUAACACACCCAGGAUAACUCUGCCACAGCUCGCUAAACUUCACCAGAUCUCCGUAACCCCGAUCAGCUGUACUACGAGGCAGGAUAUCAACUCGCUAACUAAAUUCAGUUGUGGUCAGUCUAGAUCUGUGCGCGCACACGUAAAGGGGGCGGGGUCAGUGCCACCGGACCAAUCUCCACAUUGAAGACGGCUGCACGUCAUAUUUUACAGGCGAGGAACAGAGCAUCAUUUUACGCAAAUACGAGGAGUACCGCAACAUUAUAUCAGUGAGGAGCAGGACAGCUACAGCCGCUAAAAUCCAGAGGGACUGCUGGCAAAAAAAAUCAUUGAUUGUGUAAAUUACAUUUGUGCGUUCAUAAAUUUAUGGCCCCCUUAUAUGUUGUCAUGCAGCAUGUGUGAUAACCUCCAUCAUUGACCUCAUUAUUUCAGAUACAACAGCAGUGGGGAAAAGAGUACGUGGGAGCAAAUAAAAAUAAAUCUAAAAACAUCCGUCAAAGUGGUUAGCUGGUUUACUGGAAGAUUUUAUUUGCACAUAUUUCAACGCGUAAACAGUGAUUUCCUCACACUGCCUUUUUUUCUUUCUUCAUCAUCUGAUGGUCACAUGUCAUCUGCAGACACAUUUGGGGUUAAGAGGAAUUUUCUAAUCUGCUUCAAUAAAUUCUGAAUGAUGACUGAUAUGCCGCAUGAAACUUGAACUUGGCAAAUAUUAGUGUAUUGCUUCGACUUCAUGUUACCUGACUAUUGAGGCCGUCCUAGGAAAACCUGUAACGUUCAUAGAGAACUUCAUCAGGUAAAUCAAACGGAUUUGAACGAUCAUGAAUAUAACGCUCUCAGCGAAGCGCUCCUCUCAUCAUCCGCGCAGCGAUGUCAACAAUCUUGGCCCAAUCUUUGACCAGCCCUGGCAUGAACAACAUGCUGCAGGGUCAGAGUUGACGCGCUGCCUAUGGCGAGCGCUUUUAACUUUGCUCGGCAGUGGCAUCUGGUAAAAUAAAUUAAAAUGACUUAAAUUGAUACAUGAAAGUUAAUAAAUUGCUAACAACGGCAUAAAUACCUUAAGUGAAAUGGAAUGCUUUUAAUAUUUUUUUCUUAUUUUGUACAGAGAUGACCUAACCAUUAUUUCAGAAAUGUUAGCAAAAUGACUAAUCAAAUAACAAAAAAAAUUCAAAAUAAUACUAAAAAUUAAGUACUUAGUGUUUAUCAAUCAUCAAUUGAAUAUAAAAAGCGUAAAUACUGCCAACCUAAGGCAUAUAUUUAUGACGGAAAACAAUCUGCAGUGGUCGCACCACAUGAUAAUUGGUCGCACCACAUGACAUUUCAAAUUCAGUCAAAUCUUACUGAUACAGGAUUAGUCACAUAAACAAACCUCACUAGCUUCCCACAAAAGGUCAUUAUGAAAUUUAUAAUUAAAAUACUUAUUUGUGGAAAUAACUUAAAUUAAUUGUUUUUUCUGAGGUCAUACCACAUGACAUCGAAAAGUGCAAACACCAUUACAGCAGUUGAAAAGGUCUUUUUUUUUUUUAAAGAAAUGAGAGAGCCACCAACCCUCUUUCUGCUUCCAUAGCUCUACGACAAAAUGGUGAAUGAUCCAACAUCCUGUCCUUGAGUAAAUUUUAGCAUAAAAGUGUCAAAAAUUGUCAUUUUUUGAUGGUCGCACCACAUGAUAUUUAAUGAAAUGGACACGAUCGGACAAAAUUUAUUUGAAUAUUAUGAAAAUAAUAUAACUGCAAAAGCUUUGCAAUUUUGUACAGGAAUAAAAAACACUUUCAAAAUUAUGCCGAAUAUUGCAGAAACUAAAUUGUAAUAGAUUUAGAGUAAUUUCAAAGAAGUUUUCAAAACAGAAGUCAUGGCUGGACUGUCGCACCACAUGAUAUUUUGACCCUUUGAAGUUCAGAAAAAUUACCAAAAACUCCUGAUUUUUGAAAAGUUGAAGUGGCUACAUAUAUUAGAGAGAUACUACAAAUAGAUAGUAUAUUUUUUUACAUUUAAAACUCUUUGUAACAUAAAGAAAAUACAGCCGGACAGAAUAUUGAGGCGUCACGUCAUUGACCCAUAUGCAAAUACAAAUGUCGUAAAGUCAAAGGUAGGUUUAAAAAAUGCCCAGAGCCAUGUGUUAUGGACACUUAUAACCUGUUAACAGCUGCUUUCAUUGUUUUUCUCUUUGUAUUUCAAGGAGAUGAAGUCAAAGUGAACAGGCACCAAACCAAGAAAACAGAAGCACAAGACAUGAUCAGUGUGGCAGAUGUAAGGAAGUGAAAGUUGACUUGCUGAUAGAAACAUAAAAUGAGCACAGCUUUGGUUUGUGACCAGUUUCCUGUAAAGCUGCGUUAGGCGUGCUGGAGAUCAUUUCUUUCUGAUGCUCAAACCAUCUUUCAUUACUGUUUAGAACAUUAGGCAUUUAAAUGUUUUUAAUAACACAUCUGUCAUCCUUUUUGGUGCCUUUUCUCUCCAGAUGUAUCAGAAUCAUGAUGCUGUUGUGCGCUCAAAGCAGGGGACCUCCAUGUAUAAAUAUACUGCUGGGAAUGAAAUUGUUCUUGGUUUCAUAAUCAUUUUAAUUUCUUAUUAUUAA